CACCUUUCCCGCCCGCGGCCCCACGCGCGGCCCGCAGCGAACUACACUUCCCGGCAGGACGCGGCGCGCGCACGCGCACGGGGGGCCUCCGCCAUGGCGACAGUGCUGUCCAGAGCGCUCAAGCUCCCGGGGAAGAAGAGCCCAGACCUCGGGGAGUAUGACCCCCUCACCCAGGCUGACAGUGACGAGAGCGAAGACGAUCUUGUGCUUAACUUGCAGCAGAAGAAUGGAGGGGUCAAAAACGGGAAGAGCACCCUGGGGGACCUGCCCGAUGCAGGGGACUCAGAUGCAGACGUGGCUGGGGCUGCGAAGCCACACCUGUCAGAAGCUGUCCCAGAGGGUUACCCCUCGGAGCCCCUUGGGGGUGUGGAGCAGAAGGCCACCUCUCCCCUGGUGUCCUACGUGCGUACGUCUGUCUUUCUGCUGACGCUGGUGAUCUCGAUGGUCCUGGUCCUUCUCUGCGCCUUCCUCGUCCCCUGUCCUCCCAGAGACCUGCAUAGCACUUGGAGCCGACGCCUAGGCUCCCAAGGAGGCCCUUUUUGUUUCAUUAUGUGUACGCCAGGCGGGGACCUGUCUCCCCUGGAGUUGGCUGACGUGAAUAGAGAUGGCCUGCGGGACGUGCUCCUCUCCUUUGUGACAACCAGGAAUGGGACUGAAGGAGGUGGUGGCUCACAACCAACUGCAGAUCUUGUGUGUCUUUCCGGGAUGAAUGGCAGCACACUGUGGUCCAGUCCCCUCCCAGAGGAGGCUCAAGAUGUCACAUGCUUGGAUCUGAUGCCAGGAAGCAUGGCCAAAACCAUCUGCCUCGUGACAGGGACACGCAAGAUGCUCAGUGCAUUCAAUGCGACAACAGGGAAAGUCAUGUGGACUCUAGACCCGGACCAUCUGUCUAAUGGCACCUUGGCCGCCCCUGUUGUGGUGCUGCCGGACCUGGACGGGGACGGUGUCAGAGAUCUGGUGGUGCUGGCCAUCGGAGAAUUGCAGCCAGAUCUGUGUUUUCUGCUGGUUUCUGGCCGGACAGGGAGUCCCGUGGGCCGACCUGUGAAGUACAACAUCGUGGGAGUGGGGAAUCUGAUUGGUCCCCAGGUUUACAUCACCACCAGUGGGGCUGUCUACAUCCUGUUUGGCUUUGGAAAUAUACAAGCUGUCGCCCUGCGGGACAUUUUUGUUCAGGCCCAGAACCGAGACAGCUCACCACCCUCUCUGCAGAUAGAAGAGCCGGAAUGGGAGAAGCGCAGAUCUGUCAACCUUUCGGAGCUCAUCGAUGUUUACAGCGAUGGAGUUGAGCUUCUCCAGCUGGUAAAGGCCCCAGAUUCCAACUGCAGCAGCCUCUUGAUUACAACCAGACAAGGCCUGGUCCUGCUUCGGGGACAAGAUCUUACGCCGCUCUGGAAAUUGAGCCUCCAAGGCUUGCGCAGCCAGCCCACUCCUGGGUAUUUCACCGAUGAUCAGACAUUGGACUUCCUUCUGCAGACACAGGAUGGAGUUGGGAUGAAAAAGAUGACGGUGGUGGAUGGUGGCUCUGGCUCCAUCAUCUGGAGUCACAGUAUCCCAUGUCACAUGAAGGAAACGCCAACCACUUCUGCAAUUACUUCAGACCAGAAGUCUGUCUUCCUCUUCUGGGCAGAAGCUCUGACUGCUGCAUCUCCCAGUUCUGAUGACACCCCAGGAGCUGAGCCUCCUGGCCUUUACCACCUCUACCUCCUGCACCCAGCCUUCCCGUCGAUCCUCCUGGACCUGACCAACACCACUGGCGUAGUGACAGCUUCGGAGGUUGGAAUCAAUGACAUCUGGAAAGAUGCCUUUUAUGUCACCAGGAGAACAGGGAUGAGCCCGGAUGGACACCCCACCUCUCUGGUGAUCAGCAAGCUUAGCCUGCGCUGGGCACUUAUGGAAGGCCAGAUGGUCCAGCUGAAGGAGACCACCCCUAAAAUUGGCCGUGGGGAGCUGCGAAGAUUCCUCUCCAGGAUCAAGUUUGUUGAUUCUCCCUACCAGAUCUAGUGCGAUGGAAUCCAGCUUCAGAAGACCCUUACAGAGCAGCUCCUGCCCCUCCUGUGUCAGUUCUCUGGAGACAUGACGACUUCAGGGUCAUGCAGCACUCGGGGACCACUGCACU
Molecule: messenger RNA, 2116 nt
Organism: Microtus ochrogaster (prairie vole)
Lineage: Eukaryota; Metazoa; Chordata; Mammalia; Rodentia; Cricetidae
Gene: Fam234b
Product: family with sequence similarity 234 member B
Molecular function (GO): protein binding
Source: RefSeq, a predicted model, not a curated record